Vitis riparia (riverbank grape) is the source of this 3124-nucleotide messenger RNA. Its product is annotated as THO complex subunit 5A. The transcript has 8 exons. Bases 123 to 2573 code for a protein of 816 amino acids. The record is from RefSeq and is a predicted model, not a curated record. NCBI's taxonomy places the organism in Eukaryota, Viridiplantae, Streptophyta, Magnoliopsida, Vitales, Vitaceae. Gene Ontology annotation, biological process: mRNA export from nucleus; positive regulation of DNA-templated transcription, elongation. Gene Ontology annotation, cellular component: THO complex part of transcription export complex. Gene Ontology annotation, molecular function: mRNA binding.
UGCGCAGCUCAGGAGCUGGUAAACUGAGUAGCGCCGUUUGAAAGAUUUGAGUUUUAUUCGGCCGGUACAGGGGGGGGCUCGGGCCAAAGAAAGCGAUUAGAGAGAGUAGAAGAGAGGUGAGGAUGGAAGUGACAAUGGAUGACAAGAAUGAGACAGAAGAUGCGCUGAUGGCACCAGAGCCCAGGAUCGAGAAGUCGGCGUACGAUAUGCUGCAGCAAAGCAAGGCUUCAAUGGAGGAGAUCGUGGGCAAGAUGCUUUCUAUCAAGAAAGAAGCUCAACCCAAAUCUCAACUCCGCGAACUCGUCACUCAAAUGUUCCUCCACUUCGUCGUUCUCCGCCAGGCGAAUCGAUCUAUCUUGCUGGAAGAAGACCGUGCGAAAGCUGAAACAGAGCGUGCCAAGACCCCGGUGGACUUCACGACACUUCAGCUUCACAAUUUGAUGUAUGAGAAAAACCACUAUGUGAAAGCCAUCAAGGCUUGCAAAGAUUUCAAGUCCAAGUAUCCUGACAUUGAACUGGUGCCCGAGGAAGAAUUUUUCAGAGAUGCACAUGAGGAUAUUAAAGGCACCGUGAUGUCAAAUGACAGUGCUCACAAUCUGAUGCUCAAGAGGCUCAAUUUUGAGCUCUUCCAGCGUAAGGAACUGUGCAAGCUUCAUGAAAAACUGGAACAGAGGAAAAAAGGUCUUUUGGAGACUAUUGCAAAUCGGAAGAAGUUCUUAUCGAGUCUCCCUUCACACCUUAAGUCUCUUAAGAAAGCAUCUUUGCCAGUACAACAGCAAUUAGGGGUUUUGCAUACAAAGAAACUAAAGCAGCAGCACUCAGCAGAGUUGCUUCCACCUCCUCUCUAUGUAAUUUACUCACAGUUCACAGCACAAAAAGAAGCAUUUGGAGAAAAUAUAGAUAUGGAGAUAGUAGGAAGUGUGAAGGAAGCUCAAGCUUUUGCCCGUCAGCAAGCAAAUAAGGAUUCUGGUGUUUCUACCAAUGUAGACAAUUCCAGGUUAGAGGAUGAUGCACCUGAUGAGGAAGAUGAUGGGCAGAGAAGGAGAAAGCGGCCAAAGAAGGUACCAAGCAAAGAGAAUCUUGACCAGGCAGGAGUAUACCAAGUUCAUCCACUGAAAAUCAUCCUUCACAUAUACGAUGAUGAGGUCUCUGAUCUAAAAUCUGCAAAACUCAUUACUCUCAAGUUCGAAUACUUGUUGAAGUUGAACGUUGUAUGUGUUGGGAUUGAAGGCUCUCAUGAAGGACCCGAGAAUAACAUCCUGUGCAAUCUAUUCCCUGAUGACACUGGCCUUGACCUUCCUCAUCAGUCAGCUAAGCUUUUUAUUGGUAAUGCCCGUGCAUUUGAUGAAAGAAGAACUUCUCGUCCAUAUAAGUGGGCCCAGCAUUUGGCAGGAAUUGAUUUUUUGCCGGAGGUGUCACCUUUGCUUACUUGCAGUGAAACCCCAAGCAGUGAAACAGCUAAAAAUGCUACUGUUGUUUCUGGCCUUUCACUAUACCGCCAGCAGAAUAGGGUUCAGACAGUUGUGCAAAGGAUUCGCUCUCGGAAAAAGGCUCAGCUGGCUCUUGUGGAGCAGCUUGAUUCUCUUAUGAAGCUUAAAUGGCCCACUGUGAGUUGCAAAAGUAUUCCCUGGGCCCUGCAUACCCCUUUGUGCAAUUUCAAUGGUUGGUCGUCUGUAGGGUCCUCUCCUAAUCAGGCUUCAGCUUUGUCUGUCACCAGUAAGGAUCAAGUUCAGGAGACUUUGGACAUCGAUAUGGAUAGGAAGUCUGGUACACCAAGGGAAGAGGUAGAGAGUGCAAGGGAAGAUGGGGAACUUCCAUCUUUGGUUCCAGUUGCAUCUGUUGUAAAUGAGGCUAAACUCACUCCCUCGAGAGGAUCUGAACUUGAGCAUUCCAGACGUCUAGCUUUGAUUUCAAAGAGCAUUGUGCCUCCAACUAACAAGAUAAAAUCACUGAGCUUCAAGAAACAUGAUGAUGAUUCAGACCUCUUAUUAGAAUCUGAUAGUGAUCUCGAUGAGCCUGCACAAAUUGAGCCAGAGGCAGAAAAUAUAGCUAGUGAUGGAUGCUAUGUGAUGAUCGAGAACUCAUGGGUGGACUAUGGUGUCAGGGAAUUUUGCCUUGUUCUAACAAGGAAAAUGGAUGCAAAUGAGAGGAAUGUAAAGUUAGAGGCAAAGAUCAAAAUCAGUAUGGAGUAUCCUCUUAGGCCUCCCCUUUUUGCAAUCAGUCUAUACACUGUAUCUCCUGUUGAAAGUGAUUCUGAAAUUGAAGGAUCGGAGUGGUACAAUGAACUGCGUGCCAUGGAAGCAGAGAUCAAUCUUCACAUAUUAAGGAUGCUGCCUUUGGAUCAAGAGAACUAUAUCUUAGCUCAUCAAGUGUGUUGUCUUGCGAUGUUGUUUGACUAUCACAUGGAUGAAGCAUCUUCAUCUUCUGAAAAAAUAAAAAGUACUUCCGUGGUUGAUGUUGGUCUAUGCAAGCCUGUUACAGGUAGGCUUCUUGCCAGAUCAGUUAGAGGGAGGGAUCGUAGGAAGAUGAUCUCCUGGAAAGAUAUGGAAUGCACUCCUGGCUAUCCUUACUAGAAAUACAGUUUUGGGUUCCAAAGGUAAUGGUAGUAAUGCAUCAAGUGGUACCUGUUAGAUUAGGUACAAAAGUUGCUGGAUUUUAAAACAGUGUGCGCUAGCAAAAAGGGUUGUUUCAACAUCUCCUUUUUAGCAUUAGUAGUUCACAAUAGGGACAUAUAUUCUAGGGUGCAUUGUUUCAUUCCCUGGUCUGAAUCCAUAGUGUUGUGAGGUUCAAAAGUCUGGAAGACAGAUUUCUCAAGAUUAAGUUAUAUAUGUUGUACUGCAGUAAAUUUUGUGGGCACCAGAGCAAGACUUUUGUUAUGGAUUAGGAGCUCACGUCAAAUAUAGUUGAUUGUUCAGAAAGAAAAGCUUUUGUUCAUAUGUUCCUCUGAAUGUUGAUGCUGAGUUGCUCUUACUGUGCAUUGCAGCUCAUAUGGUCCUCAACCCAGAGGAUGAUUGUUGGCUCCUGGAGUCGUAAGUUUGAGUAGACUUGUGCACAUAAUGGUUGAGUAAUUCUCUGGACAUAAUUUAAUGGAUUUCUAAUUGAUUGAUUUACAGUUUUGAAGGCA